This is a messenger RNA of Cadophora gregata, 6321 nucleotides long. RefSeq lists its product as uncharacterized. Lineage: Eukaryota; Fungi; Ascomycota; Leotiomycetes; Helotiales; Ploettnerulaceae. The record is from RefSeq and is a predicted model, not a curated record. Gene Ontology annotation, molecular function: protein binding. The transcript is spliced from 5 exons. The coding region runs from base 222 to 3308 and encodes 1028 amino acids.
CACUCAGCUAGAUUGGACAAGGCUCCGCGAGGGGCGGCGCGCAGUUUAUAUCUACUGGUAGUCCUGAUAACUCACCAUAGCGUCUUGGUUACUGAACAAUUCCGCGCAAAUUCUCAAUGAUCUUCACUUCUCGAACGUGGAUUAAUGGAGUCACCAUGGUUUAUUGAUUGAACUAUUGCAGGGAAUCUCGUCGCCGUUGCACCAGGCUUCACGCCCCAGUCAUGUCUUUUGGAUUCUCCGUUGGCGACUUCGUCGCCUGCAUGCUCCUUAUAAAUGAUGUCGCUCAAGCACUACAAUCAUCCACUGGCUCAGUUUCGGAAGUCAAGAACCUAGUCGGGCAGCUCGACUCUCUGAUGUUGGCUCUGAUGAGUUCAGCAAGUAUUCAUCAGCAGAUAAAUGGGAUCGAACUUGGCCCCGAGUUUAAGGCUGCUGCGGGGGCGAUGAGCAAUGGAAUUCAAAUGGAGUAUGAAAGGUGCAAAGACGCUUUGCAAGCGUUCAAGGACUCUUUGAAGCCAUACACGGAUGCCUUUGUGGCAGGCAAAGCUUCUGCGCUCACGAGACAUGUGCGGAAGAUCACUUGGCUAUUUCGUAAUGAUGAUAUAGCCAAGCUGGAAAAAAGACUGGAGGCGCAUCUGAGAUCUUUGAAUAUGUACAAGACGGCUUUGUCAGAGAUCUAUGCUGCCACGACUGCGAAUAAUUCUGUAGAAGUACUCUCAAGCAUCGCUGAUCUACGAAUUGAGGUAAAUAAGAUUUCGAAGUCAAUCGUGCGACAACAUUCGCAGAUCCCACGGAAUUUGGGAUAUUCCUGGGAAGCAAAUUUUACACCGGCGGAUACCAUCAUCCUGCUCGAUGCCAUUGGAAGAGUAGUGAUAUUGCCGUUGGUGCUACUGGGCUCUGCAAAUGACUUACGAGAGAUUCUAAUGGUUAUGUAUCGGACUAUUGAGAUCGGGAGACGGAAGAUCCUACGAAACGAGUAUACCAUCACCGAUGAAAGUUCAGACGGAACAUUGCUUGACGCCACGAACUGGGCUACGGCCGUCCAGCCUGGGAUACAAUUGACUUUGAACAUGGUAUUUCCUGCUACAGAGUCCUUUAAUGACAAAGUGUGCCCUCGCUGCGACGAACAAACACUUGGAAUGAUGCUUUCAGGACAGCGAAGACGAUGUCAUAAAUGUCAACUCACAUUCCGUGUCUUCGACAAGGAGCGAUUUGUAGAGCAGUCAGAUUUUGAUAAUGACAGUAGCUCAGCACCGAUUACUGAGACUUCACUGGUGGCCAACAUACACAGCUCUGCGCCUUCGGAGUUAGAUUCACGCAAGAGAAAAAAGCCCUCAACUUGUGCAUCAGCUGAGAGCCUCAUGUUCAGAAGCGUGCAUUACCACCGGGACAUACGCAUAGCAAAAUCAGCCUCCGGAGAGCCCGAGGAUAGUGAUAGUCCACCUGAGCUGGACGUUGAAGAGCUCCCGCCUUUGCACAAAGCUGCCGCUAAGGGGAACUUGCACGAGAUAGAUGAACUUCUUACCGGUGGGGCCAACAUUAAUGAUCCCCUACCUUUCCAAGCACAGGAGAUCGGAACAGGGGACUGGUACUUUGGCCCAUGGAAAUUUAAGGGAUGUUCGCCACUACUGAUAGCUUGUUGGUACGGCGCUGUCAGAUCAAUUAAUCAUCUGUUGGAUCGAGGAGCGAACAUUUUGGGUGUGGACGCUGCGGGUCAGGGCACAUUUCAGUAUGCCUCCUAUAGUCCAAAUCCCGAGCGAAUUUUUCCCAUCUUAAUCAGAAGAGGAGCGAACCAUGCUUCUGCUGAUAAAUAUGGAUGCACGGCGUUCCAUGAAUGUUGUUGGAUUGGGCUAGCUUGGUCGGUCCAGUUUUUUCUCGACCAUGGAAUGGACUUGGAGUGCAAGAAUGAGCAUGGUCUCACACCUCUGAGCUUCGGUGUUAUCGGAAACAGUCCACAGGUAGUUGAGGUUCUAAUAGAUUGUGGAGCCUCUGUAAAUGUCUGGGAUGUUUGGGAUGGAAGCUCGACGCUCCAUUCUGCAGCUCGGGGUGGCUCUUUACGAAUAACGCAAAUCUUACUUGAACUCGGCCACGAUCCAUCACCACAAGAUGAAGAAGGCAAUACCCCUCUUCAUAAUGCCUCAUUUCAUGGCCAUAUCGGUAUUGUUGAUCUUCUCCUCGCUAAUGGAGCCGUCCCAUCGUCGUCCAACGAACUAGGUGAAACAGCAAUGCAUCACGCUGUCUGGAAUGGGCAUGAAACCGUCGUAGAGAGGUUUAUGGAGCACAGUAAUGACACCAAUACGUGCGACAUAUUCGGAAUGAAACCUUGGCAUUUGGCUGCUCAUCAAGGCCAUCGCUCCCUGGUGGAGCGGUUUAUCAAAGCUGGCGUUGAGUUACAAUCAAGGGGCGAAGACGAGUCAACAGCACUUCAUCUAGCUUCCUCUCGGGGGCACGAAGAUCUGGUUCUAUUACUUUUAGAGAAUGGUGCCGAUAUACAUUCAAGAGAUGUAAAAGGACGUACAGCUCUCCACCUAGCCUGUACUCGGGGAUAUGUAGAAGUGGUGAAGUAUCUUCUCUUGCAGGAGGCUGAUCCAGAGGCUAUCGAUAAUCAUGGAUACACAGCUCUAUUGUCAGCAGCCUUUUACGACCAAAAUGAUACAGUAAAGUUGCUACUUCAUCACGGUGCCAAAUGUUCCACUGCUUCUCCGGACGGUUAUACGCCGCUCAUGCGUGCCUCUGAUCGCGGAAACAUAUCUCUGGUAAAGAUGCUGCUGGACAGCGGUGCCGCCACUGUUGCGGCGAACGAUGUAGGAUGGCAAGCUCUACAUUUAGCCGUGAUGAGUGGACACGAUCAAGUAGUUGGCCUGCUCCUUGAUCAAGGUGCGGAAAUAGAUGCGAUAGAUUCUCACGGUCGCACCGCUCUGCACAUGGCCUGUUUCCGCGGGCAUGAAAAAAUCGUUGACUUGCUGUUGAAAUGGGGGGCAAGAACCCUCGUUGACCAUGAAGGGCGAUCUGCGUUACAUGAUGCAGGUUACAAGGGCAACGAGGCCAACAUAAUAGCGUUACUAGGCCACGGCUUGGAUCCAAACUGCAGACUUACAGAUGGAAAGACGACGCUCCACUGGGCUGCCAUCAAAGGAAACGCAAAAGCAGUACAGCUUUUGAUUGAAGCAGGAGCAAAUCUAAACAUGGAAGACAGCAAGGGGAGGACAGCCCUACACUUUGCAUUCUUACAAAGAAACGAUAGCAUCGCUCGGAUGCUACUGGAAGCCGGAUGUGACCUAUCACGGAAACACUUUAUCGGAACAUCUUGAUGGACAAUGCGGAUAUGUAGCAAUUUCACACGCAGGUGACGUUGGUAAUGACGAGCAAUGGCGAAUAAUGACGAAUGGCUUAGAACCUUUUACAACUGCCUUGUUCACUCGCUUGAACAACUGGUCGUGAGCCAUCUCUAUGUCGUGACAGUGGAUGUUAAGAGACAUGAACCUACAUGAGCAGCAAGUACCUUUCCUAGUCGAAGGGGACUGCCUGCUAUAUCAACAGCGCAGACCUCGCAACAGUCUCAUCAAACAAGGUAGCAACGUAGAUAAACAGUCUGCCAAUAAUGGAGAUCCGCUCACGCAGCUCUCUAUUGAACUAGAAGCCCCAGUCACUACACAUUCAAAGCUUCCAAACCUGCAAAUUUCGAUACCUCGCAACAAGCGGCUACAUCUGCCUAAACCCAAUCCUCCCAUCCCUAAUCACCGGCCCAGUCAAUUUAUCAUCAUAAAACUCAAAAGACUUUCAACCCAUUAAUCGAAAACCUCACCUCCCUCCUAUCCUUCACAACCUCAAUCGUAUAAAACGCCCCCGCCGCAUCCUUCACCGGCGGCAGCGGAUCCACCCCCUGAGAAACCAGAUUAAACCCCGGCGACUUCCUCAAAUUCGCCAACAAAAACGCCCUCUCCUCGGGCCAUCGACGUCUAAAAUACGACGCAUGCAAAGUCCUGAUAUCAGAAGAGUGAUACUGGGGAUAGCUCCCAUUUCGGGGUUUAAGCGAGGGGUCAAAGAUAGAACCUUUCCCAUCAUUGGCGACGGAUGCGGCGCCGAAGAAGAACAUGGCCAAGCCGGGCUCGUUGAGAGGAGAGAAUUCCCACGUGAUGCGAAUUUCGUCGGGGAAAACUUCAGGGACCCAGUAGACGAAGUAGUCGUCUGGGUUUCCGGCGCCGGAAAGCUCGAUUGUGCCGUUUAUGGCGGUGGCUGUGAGGGGGCCUUCGGCUAUCCAGGUGGAGAUGUCGAAGGUUGAGUUGAGAGGGUUGCUGUAGAGGAGUUUUGAGGCCAUUGUUGAUGUUGCUGCGAGAGCUAGGAGGAGGGUAUGAUGCGCAUUGUGAGAUCACGAGAGAAUCCCGUCUGAACAAGUCUUGAUGUACGUGGCAAGUGUGGCGAAGUAGAGAGGUACCAGGUCUCGAAUUCCGAGUUCUGACAGCUUGAAGGACUACGGCAGUAGGUCAAACUGACUGGAAACAUGGCAAGAACUUUCACUACUUUUUGUAUUUAUUAUCUGCUUACAUGCCAUCAUUUUCCAGUUCCAUGGGAGUGUAUAUGUGGAUCAACAACUAGCCGAGAGAGGCAACUGGUUCGGUGUUGCCAUUCCCGAGUAUAAGACGCGAUUGAUAUAAAUUACAUUACUCAAAUCCCCCGUGCAAGUAGUAAAAUAUUAUUUUUGUCCCCUGCAUCACGCAAUCCUUGGCGGAUAUACAUAUAUUUUUGAGUUGCGAGAUCUGAGAUGGGUUUAGCUCGGUAGUGAUAAUUCCCACCAAUCACAAUGAUACAUCAAAGGCAUGGUCGUGCCGGUAUGAAAUGUAAAGAUGAGAUAACGAACCUUAUGUGAAAGCUUAAACCAACAACGUGUUUUAUAUUAAAAAGAAGAGUGUGGAAGGUAAAAAUAUCAAAUGACGAGACAACAAAUGCUUUCACAAUCCGUCCGAUGUGCUCACGACUUCUUGACAGAAGGAUCCCCUCCAGCACAAAUCAUAAACACCGUUAUGAAAACUGCCGACAAUUUUGAAUUAACAUUAACAUUCCAUUAGGCAGAGCAAAAUGGCUUCUCAAUUCCUUGUAGAUAUGAGAGUUAAAUGUAAUUACAUUAGGGCAACAACAGCAACAUUGACAACCACCAAAACUACCCCACUAUUCCACGCCAAACCCAUCUCCAUCCCACCUCCAUUGGCCGCAACAGAUGAAGUAGAGGUAGUUGGCGGCUGAGAGAUUGCGGUUACAGGCGCACUCGUAAUUGGAGUUGAAGCCGUUGGUUGAGAAGAUUUGUCCAAGGUCGAGGACUCGGACGAAUAAAGAACAGUUGUGCCCGUUGCAGUAGGAUUAUACGAGAAAUUCGCCCGCCGACUGGUAGAUGUGCGUGACGGGAAGUCGUCCCGACCAUACUCGUCGUCGUCGUCGUCGGCAGGGUAAGUUGUCGCUCUCGCCGUUGCGCUUCCGGUGAUGCUCCCCAGGCUUGCACUGGGAAGGCCUGUCCAAUAGUUGCUGACAGCCGUUUGGCUCGGAAAUCGGUCGUUCUCCAGAGUGGUUGUUCUUCGGUCUUCUGAGGCUGUAGUUGCAGUUUCUGCGAAACCAGCGAUGAGAUCCCAAAAUCUCUGAGUAGGACGGGCACUGCAUUCAGCUGUCCAAAUAGCCGAUAGCAUCGCUUCCCCGGCGACAUCCGAGGUGUAGCCGUGAGCAGCAUAGCACGCGUUACAUCCUUCGUUCGCUUCCCUGAAGUUAGAACCGCAGACGCAUUGUUGCUCAGCGAGAUAGUCGAUUGCUGUGGUGUCGUUGGCAACACAGAUGUUCAGAAUGUAUGCUUGUUGCUCGCAAGGCGCUGGAGAGUCGUGGAGGGACUGGAAUAUCAACCCGAGGGGGCCAUUGUUGUCCAUGUAGGCCCCAAGAUUUGGCAGACACAUAUUCUGAAGGUACUCGACUGAUGCAUCGUCAAGAUCUCGUCGGUACAACCCUCCCGGGUGGGUCAAGGUCAUGGCACUGGUGGCCAUGAGGCUCAACAAUAGGGUUUUGACAGCCAUGUUUCGGGAAAUCAUUGGGAGAGGAUCAGGACGGUAACACUUAAAAUCAGCAGCACAAGGCGGCGGCUCAUGUAUGAAUAAAUAUUACUGACUCACGAUCUUUUUCAAACACUUGCAGGGUGAUAAAUUGGAAAUCUCGUAUCGUGCCUAAUCGGGCUAUCAAUGGCCCGCGUUGCUGAAUUCCUGCAGCCUGAUAGGGACAAGGAAAUUAUGCCAAGUCGUCACCAGCACCAAACAAACCGCAAGGCAGAUUUUGGAGACACUCGAUUUCACA